Messenger RNA from Lodderomyces orthopsilosis Co 90-125, 1146 nucleotides. RefSeq names its product quinone oxidoreductase family protein. The record is from RefSeq and is a predicted model, not a curated record. Lineage: Eukaryota; Fungi; Ascomycota; Pichiomycetes; Serinales; Debaryomycetaceae. Gene Ontology annotation, molecular function: quinone reductase (NADPH) activity. Gene Ontology annotation, biological process: cellular response to oxidative stress. Gene Ontology annotation, cellular component: cytoplasm. Bases 1 to 1146 code for a protein of 381 amino acids. The transcript has a single exon.
AUGAUUUCAUCUCAAGCAAUCAAACUUAUAUUUUCUAACUUUAAUAAGAGCCACAACGAAGUUAAUUUUUACAGUCAACUUUCAAAAUUUAUCAAACCACAACAACGUGCUUUCACUCAAUUAAGCUCAUUAUCUGCCAAAUUGAUCCCGAAUAAGCAACAAGUUGUCUUGUUCAAUAAAAUCGGUAGCUUUGAUGAGAUCAAGGUCGACAACAAUUAUCCUACACCUCAGAUUGAAAGUGACUACGAUAUAAUUGUCAAAAAUCACUACGCUGGAGUCAAUUACAUUGAAGCUUACUUUAGAACCGGUGAAUAUCCUUCAAAUCCACCAAUGAUUUUUGGUAGAGAAGCAAGUGGAGAAGUUGUUGAAGUAGGUUCCCAAGUUGACAAUUUGAAGCCGGGUGAUAAGAUUGCUUAUUUGUCACCUUCAACUUUUGCUCAAUAUACAAAGAUCACCAAUGAUAAUUUAAAGCUCUUAAAGUUACCUCCACUGGCUACUGAUCAAGAAUUACAGAUAUUUGGAUCAAUCUUGUUACAAGGUUUGACUGCCUUGACUUUUGUUAAGGAACCUUACAAGGUUGAAAAAGGGGACGAUGUUUUAGUCUGGGCAGCUGCUGGUGGAGUCGGAAACUUAUUAGUUCAAUUGAUCAACCAAGUCGGAGGUAAUGCAAUCGCCGUUGCUUCCAAUGAUACAAAAUUGAAAUUAGCAGCAGAAUCAGGAGCCAAGUAUUUGAUUAACUCAACAACAGAUAACAUAGAAGAAAAAGUAAGGCAAUUCACCAAUGGUAAAGGAGUUGAAGCUGUUUACGAUUCAAUCGGUAAAGACACAUUCGAUAUAUCAUUAAAUUCAUUAGCUACAGCGGGUACAUUUGUAAGUUUUGGAAAUGCUUCAGGUCCAGUUACACCUUUUUCGUUAUCGAAGUUAUCAACUAAAAACAUUAAAGUUUCCAGACCCUCAUCUAUGGUGUACUUGAACAAUCCACAAAAAUGGAAUUACUAUUCGGGUUUGUUAUUGGAUUUGUUGAACACCGAUAAAUUGAAAUUCAAUAUUUCAAAAGUGUACGAGUUACAAAAUUAUAGACAAGCUGCUGAAGAUUUGGAAAGUAGAAGAUCUCAUGGAAAAUUGACCUUGAAAAUUCCACAAUAA